CACAACUACAGCGAACUCUCAUUACACCCGUAUUUAGUGAAGUGUCUGAGCGAUAGGCUGUCCAUCAGUGAGACCACAUCCGUCCAGCAGAACUCCAUACCGGCGCUGAUGUCCGGCUCGGACGCGCUGAUCAAAUCGAUGACCGGCUCCGGCAAGACGUUGGCGUUUGCCGUUCCUGUGGUACAGGACUUGCAAUCACUGGCGCCGCCGAUCGGUCGCAGUGACGGCGUCCACGCCCUCGUGAUUGUGCCCACCCGUGAGCUGGCCCUCCAGUGCUACGAGUGCUUCUCCGUGUUGUGCCAGUCGUUCAAACGGCUCGUCACUGGCUAUCUGUGCGGCGGCGAGAAGAAGAAGUCGGAAAAGGCGCGCAUCAGGAAAGGGAUCAACAUUUUGGUGACAACGCCCGGCCGGUUGUUGGAUCACAUGCAGAGCACCGGUAAUCUGCGCCUAAACCGUGUCAAGUGGUUCGUCGUGGACGAGGCGGACCGGCUAUUGGAGGCCGGCUUUGAGGAGUCGGUCAAGAAGGUUAUGGACCACCUCUACAGCGUGUGCACAGUUAGGCCGCAAACGGUGUUACUCUCGGCGACGUUGACCCCGGGGGUCGAGCGCUUGGCCGGUAUGAGUCUCAACGAGCCGCAGGUGAUCGACAUCAGUAGCGACCGGUGCCUGAGUUCGUACGUAUUGCCCGAGAAUCUGACGCAACACUAUGUGGUGGUGGCGCCGAAGCUCCGGCUCAUCACACUGUCGGCGCUGCUGAUGGAUAAGUGCUCGCUGUCCGAGUCGAAGGCACUGGUAUUCAUGCAGAGUCAGGAUGUCGUCGACUUUCAUCACGUGAUCUUCACGAACGUCUUCAACAAAGUGUUGUCCAGAAGCGGACAAAAAUGUAUUAACUUUUAUCAAUUGCACGGAAACAUGGAUCAGUCGAAGAGACGACAGGUGUUCGGGGAGUUCCGGAGCGUCAAGAGUGGUGUCCUGUUGUGCACGGAUGUGGCGGCCAGGGGUCUGGACGUGCCGGCCGUCGACUGGAUCGUUCAGUUCAGUUGCGCCCCAAAGCCCGAAGACUAUGUCCAUAGAGUGGGCCGAACGGCGCGCAUCGGAAAGUCGGGAAACGCCGUGCAGUUUGUGUUGAACACAGAGACCAAGUUCUUGGAGUUAUUGCAGAAAGACUUGAACAUAAAUCUGUCGGAAAUGCCGCUCAAGACGUGUCUCAAAGUAUUGAUGUUUUUGAAGUUCAAUCGCCAGGUGUUUACCGAAGAGGAAUACGCCACAGAACUGCAGACGUGUUACGAAACCGCCUUAACCAACGACUCGGACCUCAUGGCGUUGGCUAAGAGGGCGUACCUGUCGUACAUCCGGUCGUACGCCACGUACCCGAAGGCCAUCACAGAGGAGUUGCCCUUCCGAUCGUUACAUUUGGGACAUUUGGCCAAAAGUUUUGCGCUCCAGGAGUCGCCCAAAGUGUUGGGCGCCUACGGGUUCCGUCUGAAGCAGCAGAGCAUCGAUUUGCAGCACAAAUACAAUCAUUACAACCAGAGAGUUGAGCACAACUUCAAGAGGAGUGGCGGCGCCGAUGGUGUAUAUCCCGAUAGUGACGAUGAGGGCGCUGGUGGUGGUGGCGGCGGCCAAUCGGCCCGCAAAAGGCACCGACCGAUGCCGACGGAGAUGAGGACGAGUGAGUUCGGCGGACAGCUGUUCACGAAACCCGUGACCAAAAAGCGGGCAAAAAAGCGCUGA
Messenger RNA from Oppiella nova, 1734 nucleotides. The record is from the annotation of a GenBank genome assembly. NCBI's taxonomy places the organism in Eukaryota, Metazoa, Arthropoda, Arachnida, Sarcoptiformes, Oppiidae.